AUGUCGUCAGCUUUCAUCUCAGCGAAGGUGUACGUACCGUCGUUGGCGAGCUUCUCGUCUACAGUAUUUCUCCACACAAUCGAGAAGAACGAAAGUAGAAACGGCGAUCAUGAAGUCGAGUCAAGACGACCUGAAGUCUGGUGCAAAGCGGUUGCGCUUGAGAAGAUGCGGGUUCGGUUCUUGAUAGGGUUGUUACUUCUAUUAUCCUAUCUCGUCGAAGCUGAUGAACAUGAUCAUAUGUAUGAAAUCGAUGAGGAGGUUGUCCUAUGGAUGAACACGGUAGGACCGUACAGCAAUCGACAAGAGACUUACACGUAUUUUUCUUUGCCAUUCUGCCGAGGGCCAAAAGAAUCCAUUGGUCAUUAUCAUGAGACAAUGGGCGAGUCUCUUCUUGGAAUCGAACUUGACUUCUCUGGGCUGGAUAUCAAGUUCAGAACGAAUACGAAGAAGACGGUAUAUUGCAAGAAGAAGCUGUCGGCGGAUGAGUACCAAACCUUCGUAUAUGCCAUUAAGAACAGUUACUUCUAUCAAAUGUAUCUGGAUGACAUGCCUAUUUGGGGAAUGGUUGGUGAAGUCGAUGAUUCUCGAUCUCCCCCCGCUUAUAAGUUGUAUACUCAUAAGCAACUAGACAUUGGAUAUGAUGACAAGCAGGUUGUGGACGUCAAUUUGACUUCCGCUGGCCACGUCGAAAUUCAUCCUGGAGUCGAGUUAGAGUUCAGUUAUGAGGUGAAAUGGGUGCAAUCUUCUAUUAAGUUUGCUGAUAGAUUCGACAAAUAUUUGGAUCCAAGUUUCUUCCAACAUAGAAUUCAUUGGUUUUCCAUUUUCAACAGCUUCAUGAUGGUUGUGUUCCUUGUUGGUUUAGUAUGGAUGAUUCUUGUAAGGACUCUUCGUAAGGACUACGCAAGGUAUCAAAAAGAAGACAGCAUUGACGAUCUGGAUGCUGAUCUGGGUGACGAAUACGGUUGGAAACAGGUGCACGGAGAUGUAUUUCGUGCACCAUCGAUGCCGCUACUUUUCUCGAGUUGCAUUGGCGCAGGCUACCACGUGUUUACAGUGGCAUUCAUCACCAUUGUCCUUGCAAUAGUUGGCGAGUUCUAUACCGAACGCGGUUCUCUCCUUUCUGCUGCAAUCUUCGUGUAUGCCGCAAGUUCACCUGUUAACGGGUAUGCUGGAGGAUCAAUGUACGCCAGAUUUGGCGGACGACAUUGGAUCCGACAAAUGGCUCUCGGAGCUUUUCUGCUACCUAGUUUGGUAUGCGGAGUUGCAUUCCUAAUUAAUUUCAUAGCCAUUUACUACCAUGCAUCUCGCGCUAUUCCCUUCACGGUAAUGCUUGCUGUGACAGCUAUCUGCCUGUUUGUGAUCCUACCACUUACGCUCGUUGGAACUGUACUCGGUCGCAAUAUGUCUGGACAAGGAGAUUAUCCAUGCAGAGUGAACGCGGUGCCACGUCCUAUCCCCGACAAAAAAUGGUUUGUGCAACCUUGGUUGAUUGUCCUCAUGGGAGGAGUUCUACCUUUUGGAAGCAUUUUUAUCGAAAUGUACUUCAUUUUCACAUCAUUUUGGGCGUAUAAGAUCUAUUACGUGUAUGGGUUCAUGCUUCUUGUCACUAUCAUCCUUGCGAUCGUCACUGUUUGUGUGACCAUCGUCUGCUGCUACUUCCUGUUAAAUGCUGAGGACUACAGAUGGAGAUGGACGAGCUUCAUGGCAGGUGCCUCCACAGCGCUUUACGUGUACCUUUAUUCGAUCUAUUAUUUCUUCUUUAAAACAAAGAUGUACGGUCUGUUCCAAACAGUAUUCUAUUUCGGCUACAUGGGCAUCUUCUCUGCAGCACUUGGUCUCAUGACUGGCACAAUUGGAUACGUCGGCACAGCAAAAUUUGUGCGAAAAAUCUAUUCCACUGUGAAGAUUGACUAG
This is a messenger RNA of Necator americanus (New World hookworm), 1914 nucleotides long. RefSeq lists its product as uncharacterized. The record is from RefSeq and is a predicted model, not a curated record. The coding region runs from base 1 to 1914 and encodes 637 amino acids. Lineage: Eukaryota; Metazoa; Nematoda; Chromadorea; Rhabditida; Ancylostomatidae. Gene Ontology annotation, cellular component: membrane. The transcript is spliced from 16 exons. Gene Ontology annotation, biological process: protein localization to membrane.